GAGGAUCCGCGCUCGCGCUGGCAAUGUUGAAAGAGAGGAUGCGCUCGCGCUCGAAGGAUCAGGACGAAGGAGUCGCAUAUACUGUGCCAGAUCUAAAUUAAAGAGAACUUGCUCAUAUUAAAAGGAAACCCUAGCUUUGCACGGAACAUGGCAUCAAAAUGUCCCAAAUGUGACAAAACUGUUUAUUUUGCCGAGAAAGUGACAUCUCUGGGGAAAGACUGGCACAAAUUCUGUCUGAAGUGUGAACGAUGUAACAAGACCCUGAAUCCAGGAGGACAUGCUGAGCAUGAUGGGAAACCAUACUGCCACAAGCCAUGCUAUGCUGCCCUCUAUGGACCCAAAGGUGUGAAUAUUGGUGGGGCGGGAUCAUAUGUCUAUGAAGCACCCGUCAACGACGAUGCUGCCCCUGUUGCCAUGGAAACCAAACCCAAGGCUGAAGAGAAAAAGGCAACCAGGGGUCCAGUGAAGGCUGCAAGUUUCAGUUCGUUCUCUGGUGAGCCGAACAUCUGCCCAAGGUGCAACAAAACUGUAUACUUUGCUGAAAAGGUCAGUUCCCUGGGUAAAGACUGGCACAGACCCUGUCUGCGCUGUGAGAGGUGCAAGAAGACUCUGGCUCCUGGCAGCCAUGCAGAGCACGAUGGCCAGCCCUACUGCCAUAAACCCUGUUAUGCCGUUCUCUUUGGGCCAAAAGGAGUUAAUACCGGAGGUGUUGGCAGUUACAUAUACGAGGACCCAAACACUGAAAGCCAGUCCUAAGAGCCACGAGCACACCAUCAGUAUUAGUAACCUUCAGUAUUAGCCCACUUCUUUUGAAUCUUCCUCUCUUUCUUGAAUCUGCACUGAUCUUAAUCUAUAGAGUGCCACUUACAUACUAAUUCUACUCAAAAUGAGCUAGUAUUACUAAUUACUAACAGAAAUAUAUGUUUAGCCUUUUUUGCUGUAUUUAUGUAUGUUUUUUUAUAUAUAUAUUUUUAAGAAUGUAGUAGAUAAAGAUAUUUGUUUUGUUUUGUUUUUUGUCUGUGAUGUUAAAUUACAGAUUACAACAAAAUUGAGUUUAGAAUAAAACGUUUUUGUCAUUAGUUCUAACAUAUGAUUGGUUGUGUAGCAUUUUAGCACACUUAUUUAUUAUACAUUACUGACACAAACUUUGCACUUAAGAUAUGUUCAUUUAUUAAAAACAAAUAUUUGUAUUUGUAAUUAAAAAUUAUUGUUAAGUGUA
Messenger RNA from Pimephales promelas (fathead minnow), 1219 nucleotides. RefSeq names its product cysteine-rich protein 2-like (gene crip2l). The record is from RefSeq and is a predicted model, not a curated record. NCBI's taxonomy places the organism in Eukaryota, Metazoa, Chordata, Actinopteri, Cypriniformes, Leuciscidae.